Messenger RNA from Eleginops maclovinus (Patagonian blennie), 4895 nucleotides. RefSeq names its product transcriptional repressor scratch 1-like. Gene Ontology annotation, molecular function: DNA-binding transcription factor activity, RNA polymerase II-specific; RNA polymerase II cis-regulatory region sequence-specific DNA binding. The coding region runs from base 892 to 1788 and encodes 298 amino acids. The record is from RefSeq and is a predicted model, not a curated record. NCBI's taxonomy places the organism in Eukaryota, Metazoa, Chordata, Actinopteri, Perciformes, Eleginopidae. Gene Ontology annotation, biological process: regulation of DNA-templated transcription. The transcript is spliced from 2 exons.
GAAGAUAGACAGAGGUGGAGAGGAGGAGAGAGGGAAAGAGAGAUUCUGUCUUCCAACUGUAGUAUUAAAACAACAUUUCUGAGCAAUAAUUUGGAGGAACUGCAAUGACAUUUUGGCUCAAUUUGUACACUGAGAAGUCGAGACAUUUUGUGGACUCAACGCUUGUCUUUUUGAAAAAACCUUUAACCUUCGUUUAUCUCCUACCUAAAAUCUAAAACUCACACACGGGCAGGGGUUGAGAGACACAUCCAGACUGAGUUGACUCACCUGCUCUGGAAUUUCCAGCGGAUUGUGUUUCGCUUCUUGCUGAGCUGAUUCAAACAUUCGGAAACUUCUUAUUCUCUCUUUUCUGUCUCUGGUGCUGAACGGACAGUGGCUGUGGCACGGGAAGAAAAAAGGAGUCCAGCGCCGAAGGAGAGCUGUCCGGUGCUGAAACCACGAGCCCGACCAGGAGCAGGCGAAGAACUGCUCUGAGAAGCUGUCAAGUCUUUAUAUUUUGAAGAAACGGAAUAAAUCAAAUUAAAAAAGAAACAGCAUAGCCAAAACUGGAGCUGAUACAAAUAUUUUUAACCUCUCAGAACUCUACAGGUCUUCCAGUGGAGUGCAAAACAGACUAGGAGCACUAAACAAACCGCUCUCUGAAUUUGACGAAUCUGAGAUUUUAGGUAUGCUGGAAAACAUGAGGAGCGAUUGGUUUGUGUGAUCUUUAAAAGCCAUGUCUUCUUUCUUGAUUGGAGGGACUGAAUGCACCUUUAGUAGCUGAAACCAGUUUACUAUUAUUAAAACCAAGGGGAUACGAGUUUCAGAUAUAGGUUUUAAUCGAGUUUGAAGUGAAGUCAGAAGGAAAGUGUGUUUUUAUUGCAUAAGUAAAGGAACAACUACUGUCCCAUCAUGCCUCGCUCUUUCCUGGUGAAGAAAGUCAAAUUGGACGAUUUUUCAGCUGCACAGCUGGAGAGCUCAUAUAGUCACAGAAGAGAAGCCCUCAGUCUGCGAUUCCAUCAUCAUGACAAAGGCUAUGUCAGCGAUUACCUUAGUCCUUCCCCAUAUGAUGUUAUGGCGGGAAGUGACUCACCUGUCAUCACCAAAGUCGCCUCCCCUGUCCAUCCGUCAAUCAUCUAUAGCCACAUCGAGGACACCUAUUCUGGUAUCCAUGGUGAUGUCCACGGCGACUCGGACCAGCCGGACAGCCCACGAUCAGAAGUUUCCUCAUCAGCAGGUGGAUACAUCAACGGGGACUCAGCGGAGAGCGAGGGGUUCACAGUGGAUGCGUUUUUCAUCAUGGACGGACGAUCACGGAGGAAAUCCACAGGAAACCCCAAAGGAGCCAUUCAGAGGCACUCCUGCAGCGAGUGUGGCAAAACCUACGCCACAUCCUCCAACCUGAGCCGCCACAAGCAGACGCACAGAAGCAUAGACAGCAAGAUGGCCAAGAAGUGCCCCACAUGUGGGAAAGUCUACGUGUCCAUGCCAGCCAUGGCCAUGCACCUGCUGACCCAUGACCUCAAGCACAAGUGCGACGUGUGCAGCAAAGCGUUCAGCCGGCCGUGGCUGCUGCAGGGCCACAUGCGCUCACACACGGGUGAGAAGCCAUUUGGGUGUGCACACUGUGGCAAAGCGUUCGCUGACCGGUCAAACCUGCGCGCUCACAUGCAGACGCACUCGGCCUUCAAGCACUACAAGUGUAAACGGUGUGACAAGACGUUUGCACUAAAGAGUUACCUGAACAAGCACUAUGAGUCUGCGUGCUUCAAAGGGGCUUUCUCCCCUAUGAGCUCACUGAGUGAAUGAUUGAUUCACAAAGGUUGACUUUUGUUGAUUUAUAUCAGAUUUUGCUGGCCUCACACUCUACUUUGUGUUCUUGUCCAAAAAGAGUCUUCUCUGCAAGGAUCAUGAGGCAAAAGACAAGAACAGAUGGAGGACAUGUCCAUUUUUAUCAAAACCCUUCAAUACCUCCUGUCUCCUUUUUUGGAAGUGAGGUAACAAGUUUUUCGAUGCUUAAUUCAGAUCGCCACAUGCUUUGAUGAGAUACGUCCACUUUUGAGGCUGUUUUGAGUAUCUGUUGGAUAAAUGAAGCACAGUACAUCAAGCUCAUCACUUUUGAAGACACCUAGAUCUAUUUAUGUCCAUAUCUAUCCUCGUACCACUUCUUUUUUUCAACCCAUUACGAAUCAACACUGAAGCACAAUUCCCCUCCCAUCGCUGUCUUUCUGUGACAGGACUAUCACGUAUAGCAUGAAUCACAUCUUCAGUUUUCUUGCAAAGAGAUUCAAAAACUUUCAAAUUUACUAUUUUUUAAAGACAAUUAAAACAAAAGCACUCAUAAUCUAAGGAUAAAGAUGUUAUCCUGCUUUUGAAAAACUGACUUUGAACUGAACUUAUAAAGAGAUAAAGCAUCUAAAAACAAAGAAAGCACACUGCAUUUGUUUUCUGCAAGUUAGCAAAAUACUUGUGAAGCUUUUAAUUUACACUAGUGACAUGCUUUGCCUACUGUAUACUGUGUUGGCCACUGACACAUUUACACUGAACUCUGAUCUUUUACAAAUCUUCCCUAACAUGGCAUGGAAAGGUACACCUUUGGAGUGGGAAAACAAUCUUUAUGGUGAUUUUCUUUAAACCAAUGUCUUAAGUGGAUGGACAGAUAUACAACAUAUUUUUAAGUUAUCUUUCUGGCAUUUGUGCUUUACUUGACAGUAACCUGUGGAAAGUAUACGGGAAUAGUAACAAACAAUGUUUUCAUACAACCUAAAUAUGUUAUUUAUUUUUACAUGUCAAUGUCAGAUGAGGAUCAAGACAUUUGAAAUGUCAUAAUUUUCCCUCAAAAAGGUUCAACCUUUUCUCAAGUGUUGUGAAAAAGUGUUUUUGUUGCCAGUCGGCCACACAGUGUUCAUCUUUGGGUCUUUUUUAAGUGUCUAUUUAUUGCCUAAUUUAUUUUUGUUUUUGUAAAUAUAUUGAUUUUGCACCUUUGUUAUAUUUUUCCUUUGUUACAAAUAUGCCAAAGCAUUUGACACUUUCUAAUUACCGAAUACCUUUUUACUUUUGUCCGCCACUUUAAUUAUAAAAACUACUGCAUGCAAAAAAUAACAAUAGCCUAAUAAUGGAAUCUAUGCCAAUUUUAUGAAUCUUUGGGACAUUUUGCCAAACCUCUUAGAUAACAGGCAAAUUGAGCAUAUUUCUGUCUUGGGCAAUAUUUCAUUCAUAUCCAAUAGAGCAAUAAUGCAUGAUAUUUUUGAAGAGACGUGAGUCAUAACUGCUUGUAACAUCUUGAUUUUUUCAAGUACCACUAUUCUAUGUAGUUAUGAGAAAUGAAAUUUCAGGGAGUUAGCAAACCAAGUUAGUGUUAAAUAUGGAGGGUUGGGUUGAAAGCUCUGUAUUUGGAGGGAUUGUGACACUGUUGUGAUUCCUUGAGGCUUCCCCCAGUGAUUUCUCUAAUGGUGAAGUGUUUCGAACAGAUCAAAUUAACAAGAGAGUAGGUUUUCCAAUCUCUACUGAUUAGUAUGUAAUAUUAUCUAAAACAAUAAUUCUAUCUCAGCAUCAUUACCUUGUUGACAUGUCUGUGUAAGCAUUAGGAGCUGUUGGUGCUUCCAGGGAUUCACACAGAUGGUACGACUCCUUCGGUUGGAGGGCUCUGGGUUGGGUCGGGACGGGUCUUUUUGUACAUGGUUUAUGCACUGCCUGCCUCGUAUUAUUAUUCUAAAAUAUUGUAGAAAGUAGAAAGUAAUACCGUAGUCCUCUGGUGCUGAAACAUGGAUGAAAACACAAACCCAGAACAAGGACGACUGAGAGUUGUGGUACUUUCUAUGUUCUUGGUUUGAGUUUUGAAUAGGUGGAAAACAACUUUACAGCAGCUUUGGUGCUGAACAUGGGGCUAUUUGGUCCUCCGUGGUCUAUAAGCCAAAUUUAAUCACAAAUACAUAAUUAAUUUCCUUCUAUGAGUUGGUCCAUUAAACUCUCUUCUCAGAUUGAAUCCUAUCAAAAGAUCAGUCUUGCUCCUUGCCUCUACAUAAGAUAUUAAUUCACAAACUCUACAUGAGGACACAUGAGGAGCAAAUAAGACUGAAUUGCCUGCAAAGUGUCAGGUUGUUUCUCUUUCCAUCAUCUCUGGCUGUUGUGAGGUUGUCGUGGCAAUCCCCAAUGAAAUUAAAAUGAUUGUUGAGGAAGAAAAUAAGACAUUUUGUCAAUAUUUCAGCACCAGAGUGCAUCGGCAAACACUUAGAUUCUACUAUGAACUACUGUAGCCUACUAUAGCCACAAGCUAGUUUACCUAUUCUUAUAUAAAAGCACUUCCUGUUACGAAUUAUAUCUUACAACUUUUUUUGUUCAAAGAUAGUAGCACAAUGAAAGAAUUUAGAUUCAGGUAGACAAUGCCUUGUAUGUAGAAAUAACAACCUCUUUCUCCUUUUUCUACAACGAUGAAUCAAAGGUAUCAACAACAACAAAGAUGCUGAAAUAUCACACGCUGUGUUGUCCUUAAGUUACAGAUGAGAAUAUGCCUAAAAGUGACACAUGGUGUAAAUGAACUUCUUUAAUACACAUUGUGUCAUUUUUUAACAUAUUUGUGUGAGAGCGUCUUCACCACACCUUUUUUAAGAGUGAAUGAAAACUCGACUGUGGCAAGAGGCCUUGUAAAUAAGCACUGAUGUGACUUUGGAGUCAAAUUAUUUCUACAGAUCUGUAUAGAGUGACAGUGAUGCAGAUGAUGAUGAUGAUGAUGAUGAUGAUGAUGAUGAUGAUGAUGAUGAUGAGGAUGAUGAUGGUGAUGAGGAUGAUGAUGAUGAUGAGGAUAUUGAAAUUCUCUGGAGCUUCCUUCUUUGUUUUGAGUUCUUCCUCUGAGGUUUUUUUUGGACCUCCAGUGGCAGUUUUAAACAAUGUAAAGCACAAAGACAACACUGGGCAUU